AUGUCCUCGACUUCCGACUCAGCCAUGUCCAGCAGCGAUGGGCGCGAUCCUGAGAAGGCUGCCAAGACCAGCCCAAAUCGUGCGGACCUCGUGCAGCCCAGCCGCGGUUCCGGCGGUGCGCUGGCAGCCAAAGACGGCCUCCCCCCUCUUGACACGUCCCUGCGUGGCUGGCUGGCCGUGGUCGGCGGGUUCCUCUGCCUGUUUGUGUCCUUUGGCUGGAUCACAUGCAUCGGCGUCUUCCAGGCGUACUACAGCACCCACCAGCUGCGCGAGUACAGCCCCAGCGCCGUGGGCUGGAUCUCCUCGGCUGAAGUAACCCUCCUCUUCCUUGGCGUGCCCAUCUUCGGCGCCCUGUUCGACCGCCUGGGCCCUACGGUGAUCCUCGUGGUCGGGACGGCGCUGCACGUGGGCGGCCUGCUGGGCGUCGCGAGCUGCCGCACCUAUGGCCAGUUCUUCGCUGCACAGAGUGUCGUCAGUGCCAUGGGCACCGGGGCCAUCUUCGUGGCCGGCACCACCGCCGCUGGCACCUGGUUCCACGCCCGGCGGGGUCUGGCCCUCGGCCUCGUCAGUGCUGGGAGCGCCCUGGGCGCUGUCAUUGGAACCGCUGUCAUCCCCGUCCUGUUCGACCGCAUUGGCUUCCCCUGGACCAUGCGCGCCGUCGCCCUGACAUACUUUGUCCUCAUGAUCUUGGCCAUCGCCACCACGUCCCGCCGGCCUCUGCCAGCAGGCCGCCCUCGAGCGCCUUUCCGUGCGUCCAAUAUCCUACCAGUGAGACUCCUGCGCCAGGGCCCUGUUCUCACGCUGGCUUUGGCGUGUUUCUUCUACUUUCUGGGCGUCUUCAUUCCCUACAACUACAUGGUUGUGGAGGCGAUGGACGAUGGAGAAAGUGAGCGCACGGCCAACAACCUGCUCGUCAUCCUAAGUGCCACAAGCACCGUGGGCCGUGUCAUGCCUGGCUGGCUCGGCGACCGGUACGGGCGCUUCAACACCACCAUCGCCUUCACGUUCUUCUCGGUGGCGCUUGUUCUCGGCGUGUGGAUCGGCGCGCCGUGGGAGGACGGGCGCAUCGCCUUUGCAGCGUUGUACGGUUUCGGAUCCGGCACCUUCGUGUCCAUGGUGCCCACCUUGGUGGCCCAGAUUUGUCCGGACAUGAGCCAGCUAGGCUUGCACCUCGGUGCCGUCUACCUUGUCAUCGCCCCGUCGGUCCUCAUCGCCCAGCCUGUGGGUGGCGAGCUUUCCGAGGCGGCGGGUAAGCAGGGCCGGGACCAUUACGUGUGGCUCAAGGUUUUCUGUGCGCUGGGCAUGCUGGUGGGUGUUGUAGGCUUCAUGGCUGCAAGAGCGGCUUACAUGGGUCACACCGGGAGGCUUUGGAUGAGCGGGAAGGUUUGA
This is a messenger RNA of Diaporthe citri, 1389 nucleotides long. RefSeq lists its product as uncharacterized. Gene Ontology annotation, cellular component: fungal-type vacuole membrane. Gene Ontology annotation, biological process: transmembrane transport. NCBI's taxonomy places the organism in Eukaryota, Fungi, Ascomycota, Sordariomycetes, Diaporthales, Diaporthaceae. The record is from RefSeq and is a predicted model, not a curated record. Gene Ontology annotation, molecular function: transmembrane transporter activity. Bases 1 to 1389 code for a protein of 462 amino acids. The transcript is spliced from 3 exons.